Messenger RNA from Thlaspi arvense, 851 nucleotides. The record is from the annotation of a GenBank genome assembly. NCBI's taxonomy places the organism in Eukaryota, Viridiplantae, Streptophyta, Magnoliopsida, Brassicales, Brassicaceae.
AGAAAAAUAAUAGAAAAAUUGGAUCUGAGGCUCGAAAGUUCCGGAGACAUCGGAGGAACCCUAGAUUAUAUGAGAAGGGGAGAGUGAGGAGAGAGAGAGAGAGAGAGAGUAAAAUCAUGGAGCGAGAGGAGGAGAAGAAGAAAGAGGGGUCAUCGUAUAGGUAUUGGGUGAGGGAAGCCACCGCAGACGCAGCUCCUCCUCCUCUUCCCCAGAAGCUCACAAACAACGACGUCGCUCCCAAUGCUCCUGCACUCGGCUCGCUCUGGAAUCAGGCUGGCACUUGGGAGGAAAAAAGUCUCACCAAAUGGGCCACUGACCGAUUAAAGGAGCUGCUGGGAUCAGUGGGUUCAUUGCAGUUCUCUUCUGGAAAAGCUGAGAUCAUAGAUGUUAACAGAUGUGUUGGAGAUGCCUUCUUAGUCACAGUUCGGAAUAAGAAAAGAGUUGGCUAUACUUACGAACUUUCCCUCAAAGUCGAGGGAGAGUGGUCAUUUGAAGAGAACAUGAAGAAGGUGAAGGGGAGCCUCGACAUUCCUGAAUUCUCUUUCGGCGAGCUUGAUGAUCUCGAGGUGGAUGUGAAGCUCAGCGAAGACAAAGAGCUUUCCCAGCAACUGAAGCAGCGGAUCAGGCUGGAUAUGAAGCAGUUCUUGGACCCUAUACGCCUGAAACUCGGCCAGUUCGAGCAGGAACUCAAACAAAGAUAGAUACGGAUUGGUUUCAUAAUCAUUGUCAUCUUCUUUUUCAUUUCAAUCCAGCCAUUUUCAGUUAGCAUCGAGAACUCGGUUAAACAUAAUAUUGCAUUUUACACCUUUUUUCGUAUUCAUGCUUCAUCUGUUUACCAACAUCUAGCUUGU